Molecule: messenger RNA, 768 nt
Organism: Linnemannia hyalina
Lineage: Eukaryota; Fungi; Mortierellomycota; Mortierellomycetes; Mortierellales; Mortierellaceae
Source: the annotation of a GenBank genome assembly
AUGGAGUCCCCGUCAAGUUCUCUCACUUUCAACGCGCUUCAGGAGAGACCUAUUCCAGAGACUCAUUCUGCCAACCACGACCUCGCACGAAUCAUUGCCAGAAAGUGGGAGAUCUAUGCAGGCCACCGAGAACAGUAUCAUACCAGUAGCAUGGACGACGACUGCUUCUUCUUGCAAAAGAAUGAAGGUGAUAACCUCGAGAAAAUCGUCUUUCAAAGCGACAUCUAUGCCGAUUUCGAAACGAGAGGCAUGUCCAAUCCAUGGGAGAGGAUACCCUUCAAAGCCAUUGGUUCGCCCAUGUGCCUCUAUCGUCUGGCUUGCACCUUCCCCUCGGGAGUUCGUAUCGUGCAAACGGACAAGUCGGCGUGGUGGUCCGGGUUCAUUCACAAGGCGACGGGUCGGUACUUUGGAAUCACAGAUAUGAAAGGUCGUCCAGCCCUCAGGACCGUCCAAGAAGAAUCCGAUCUCCGAUCCCUGUUUAUGGAAGAUGGACAGUGGCAGCUCUUCAAAGAUCUAUCAGGAGUAUGCAACUCAGUGGGGAAGACUAUCUCACGGACGCACCUCGAAGAACUUCCAAAGGAGCUUGUCGAUCAUCUCUCAGAUCCCAACACAGGCGAUGUUGUUGUUCUCAAGAAGAUGCAGGACUUUGUCGACACCAACAAUAUCUUCACAAGCGAUAUUGCUGAGCUGCUGGGCUACCUUGCUUCCGACCAGUGCGCCCAUGGAUAUGGAGAUCUUGUUGCCGGUUGCGAAGAGCGAGAGCCUUAA